AUGGAAAACAGAAAAAACAACGAAGAAAAAUAUGAUUGCGAGGGAAAAGGAAGAGAAGAAGAAAAGGAACGGGAAAAGGAAAAGAGAAAGGAAAAGCAAAAAGAAGAGAAGAAACCGAGGCAGGGAAUGAGGAGGAUGUGUUUUGCCUGCUUUGUGGAGAAAAAUAUGAAGAGCCACCUACAGAAAGCUGGCUGCAAUGCCAGUCGUGUUAUGGUUGGGCACAUGAGUUACGUUCUGAUACAGAACGUGGCUAUUUCUUAUGUAUCAACUGUAAACCCUAAGACUUUCCUAAUAUUCCAUCUUGCCCGCAUAAGGGUUUCCAUUUUGCCUUCCACAUGA
Messenger RNA from Danaus chrysippus (African queen), 339 nucleotides. The record is from the annotation of a GenBank genome assembly. Lineage: Eukaryota; Metazoa; Arthropoda; Insecta; Lepidoptera; Nymphalidae.